UUUUUUAACAACCAAACUAUGAUCCACACCAACCCGAAGGAGAGGAGAGAGAAAGUGAAAAGCUUCAGGUACAGUAAACACACCUCCUGUUCAGAGCUUGCUCCACCCACUCCCUGCACACCUGCAUAUAAGCACACCUGUAGCAUCAGCAGCACAGAGACUGCUUUAUUCCUCUGGAUCCCUCUCCGCUUCUAUCUCAAGAAAACACUGCCACUCAUAAUGUCCAGCAUAUCAAUGAGGAGUUACUCCAUGAGCCGCCAGCCCUCCUUUUCCAGUCGUUCUCUGAUGGACACGGGCCGCGCUCGCUCCCGUGCAUCGGUCUCUUUCGCCGCAGCCAGCCCGCUGAGCCGUUCACCAUCUAUCAGUCAGGAUCUCAACGGGCCAAUGAGCCUGCAACUUAAUGGACUGCACGGCAACAGCACCAACGACAAGGAAGCCAUGCAGAGUCUCAACAACCGUCUGGCCAACUACCUGGACAAGGUGCGUUCACUGGAGCGCUCCAACGCAGACCUGGAGAUGAAGAUUAAGCAGCUGAUGCUCGACCGCAUUCCCAAAGGUCAUGACCUCGACUCCAUGAUGGCCCAAGCUCAUGCUGUUGAGCAAGAGGUGAGGAAGAAGACCUUGGAAAAUGCUCGUCUCAUGUUGGAGAUUGAUAAUGCUAAACUGGCUGCUGAUGACUUCAGAAUCAAGUGGGAGACUGAGCUGGUGAUGUGUCAGUCUGUGGAGCGAGACUGUGUUGCUCUGAAAAAGGCCAAGACUGACCAUGAGCAGAUCAUCGCCUCUCUGAGGGGAGAUCUGGACAGCCUGAAAGAAGAACUUUACUUCCUAAAGAAAAACCAUGAGGAGGAAAUGGAGCAGAUGAAGUCUCGUAUUGCCAGAGAUGAGGUCCAAGUGGAGGUGGACUCUGGUAUCAGCGGGCCGGACCUGGGUACCAUUCUGAAUGACCUGCGUACCCAGUAUGAGGGGAUUGUCAAGAAGAACAAGGACCAAGCAGAGCAGUGGUACCGCAAGAAGCUGGAGACCGUGCAGAGCGAGGUGAAGGAGAGCAACGAGGCUCUGAGAGGAGCUCAGAGCGAGCUGACCGAGAGGCAGCGCUUCCUGCAGACCCUGGAGGUGGAGCUGGAUAGUCUGCACAAACAGAUAGGUGCGCUGGAAGGUAACAUGGGUGAGACGGGUCAGAAAUACUCUGGCGAGAUGGAUCGGCUGCAGUCCAACUUGAGCCAGCUCGAGGAUGACCUCUCUCAGCUCAGGCUGGACAUGCAGCGCACCAAGACCGACUAUGAGCAGCUCCUCCGCAUCAAGCAAAACCUGGAAAUGGAGAUCGCCACCUACAGGCGCCUGCUGGAGGGAGAGGAAACAGUCAAGGAAGUUCCUCCUCCACCAAAAAAAGAGCCUGACGUUCGGACCAGGAAAAUUGUGAAGGUGGUGACCCAGACGAUGGUUAACGGCAAAGUGGUGGAUGAAUCCAGCGAGGUGGAGCAGAUCGAGGAGACCAAGAAAUAAAAAGAGGAAGUGAAAAUAAAAAAAUGAAAAUAGAAAGUGGCAGGAAGUGACACAGAGAUUUGCAGAGACAGGAAGAGAAAUUAAAAGAUUAGUAUCGGAUUAUUUCACAUGAGCUGUGGAGCUUCAUUUGAGGCAUCGUUUAUUCUUAAAGAGAAAAUAUUGUUUUCAUUUUGGGAGCAUUGUUCGAUGACGAAUGUUUUAUGUUUUCAGAGAAAUGUUUUCCUACAGUUGACCUGAUCAGUUAUACUUUAAUUAAUUGUUUGUUUUGGAGAAAAUGUGACAAACAUAUGUCCAUUACUGCUGUAGCUAUGCAUGCCUAUACUUAUUUUGAAUAGAGACUGUGUGUGUGUGUUGUGUGAGAGCAACUGACUAACCAUCUUCAUACAGUUUUACUAAUAAAGUCCUGAGUGGUUAAACAAGAUAUUUAUUUGUUAGUGUGUUAAAGUUUACUUUAGUGGAUGUAACACAUACUUUUACAAGAAUAUCAUUUAUCUGUAUUUGCCCCUUAUGUGUUUGUACCUAAAAUAAAGUUUCUUUAAUCCAUGA
This is a messenger RNA of Larimichthys crocea (large yellow croaker), 2049 nucleotides long. RefSeq names its product keratin, type I cytoskeletal 18. The record is from RefSeq and is a predicted model, not a curated record. NCBI's taxonomy places the organism in Eukaryota, Metazoa, Chordata, Actinopteri, Sciaenidae. Bases 19 to 1503 code for a protein of 494 amino acids. Gene Ontology annotation, molecular function: structural molecule activity. Gene Ontology annotation, cellular component: cytoskeleton. The transcript is spliced from 11 exons.